AUGGCUCCCAUCAAGGCUUUCGUUACUGGCGCCACCGGUUACAUUGGUGGAGACGUCUUUUACAAUGUCCACCAGGCACAUCCUGACUGGGAAUACGCGGUGUUGGUUCGCAGCAAGGAGAAGGCAGAGAAGCUCUCCAGCGAAUAUCCCAAGGUUCGCGUCGUGUUGGGAGACCUAGAUUCCGCGGAUAUCAUCGAGGAGGAGGUCAAGAAAGCCGACAUUGUUUUCCACACUGCCGACUGCGACCACGUUGCGUCUGCUGAGGCCAUCGCCAAGGGUGCUACCCACCACACCCCGGAGCGCCCCUUGUGGUGGAUUCACACCUCUGGAACCGGUAUCCUAACAGUCGAGGACUUCCGUGCCAACACCUGGGGUCGGUACCGCGAAAAGGAGCACGACGACUGGGAUGGCGUGGAUGAGCUCCUCAACCUGCCUUCUGACUCUCUUCAUCGCAAUGUCGAUGAGAUUGUCAUUGGCGCUGGCAAGCGCGACCCCAACAGCGUCAAGAUUGCUAUCAUCUGCCCGCCUACAAUCUACGGCCCUGGCCGUGGUCCCGGCAACCAGAAGAGUGUGCAGGCUUACUGGCUGGCAUCUGCUGUCUUGAAGCGGAAGAAGGGCUUCUUGGUGAACGAGGGCAAGAACAUCUGGCACCAGAUCCACGUGCAAGACCUGAGCGACCUGUACCGGCUGUUGGGAGACGCUGCUGCUGCGGGUGGCGGCAAUGCCACCUGGAACGACAAGGGUUACUACCUGGCUGAGAAUGGCACCUUCGUCUGGGGAGACAUCUCGCGGGAGGUGGCCAAGGUCGCUUAUGAGAAGAAGCUGAUCUCGUCUCCUGACGUGGAGUCUAUCUCCGACGACCAGGUGAAGGAAUUGAACCAGUUCGGUCUCUAUGCCUGGGGCAGCAACUCCCGUGGCCACUCUUACAGAGGCAGGAAGCUGCUCGGAUGGUCUCCUCACCGGCCUAGCCUGAAGGAGCUUAUUCCUGAAAUCGUCGAUAUUGAGGCCAAGGCGUUGGGCUUGCUGUAA
Molecule: messenger RNA, 1029 nt
Organism: Aspergillus brunneoviolaceus CBS 621.78
Lineage: Eukaryota; Fungi; Ascomycota; Eurotiomycetes; Eurotiales; Aspergillaceae
Product: putative nucleoside-diphosphate-sugar epimerase
Exons: 3
Coding region: 1-1029 (342 amino acids)
Source: RefSeq, a predicted model, not a curated record